Molecule: messenger RNA, 741 nt
Organism: Lutzomyia longipalpis
Lineage: Eukaryota; Metazoa; Arthropoda; Insecta; Diptera; Psychodidae
Exons: 2
Coding region: 64-621 (185 amino acids)
Source: RefSeq, a predicted model, not a curated record
GUGAACAAUUGCAGUUGAAUUAAGGAGCUCGUGAGUGCUUGAGAAAAAUUAAGAAAAUUCACAAUGAAGACCGUCUUUGUGCUCGGAAUCUUAAUCAGUGGACUUCUGAUGACCUGUGGACGAAGCGUGAAGGAUAGAGGGAUCAAUGCGACCAUUGAGAUGGAACCGGGCUCCACUAUGGGGGCGAUUUCUAGUGAAGGUCCGGAAGAUUACGUCACUGAAUCUACAAUGAAGGUCUUCACGGAAGAACAAGAGACUCAAUUAAUUUCUGGUUCUCCUACGGAGGGAAAUAGCCAGAAUAAAUUGAUUGAGAAGGAAUCCCUAGCUCAGGAGCCCCCAGAGGGAAAUGAUGCCGCCAAGGAUGAUGGUGCUACUGAUGGAAAAAAUGCAGAAGGGGAAAAUGCAACGGAAGCUGUAAAGGAAACUGCCACGGAAAAUGCAGCUGAAUCUGCAACAGAAACGACAACGAAAACUGUUAGGAAGGUCCUAAAUGAUGAUUCGGACUCUAAGGACACACCGAAAGAUACCCCAUCUACCAGGAAUCACGCCAUAAAGGGCUCAUUUCUGAAUCUUCUCAACUUUGUCCUCAUCAUUGCUUCCGGAUGCGCUCUCUUGCAGUAAAUUUCAUCCAAAAAAUUAAUCAAAUAAUUCUUUAAGUAAUUUAAUUUAAAAAAAAAUGAAUUCCCAGCUUCUUGUCAAGAGAUGAAUUUUUUUGAAUAAAAAUUCCUGUUUUUUUUCCAA